Haliotis rufescens (red abalone) is the source of this 17165-nucleotide messenger RNA. RefSeq names its product F-actin-monooxygenase MICAL3-like. Bases 495 to 7235 code for a protein of 2246 amino acids. The transcript is spliced from 28 exons. Lineage: Eukaryota; Metazoa; Mollusca; Gastropoda; Lepetellida; Haliotidae. Gene Ontology annotation, molecular function: protein binding. The record is from RefSeq and is a predicted model, not a curated record.
GUUCAUUGGCAAAUUGUCUUUGGGGACAACUAUACUUACAAUUUGAUAAGGAUGCGAAAAGUGGAAAUGAAACUGAGAGAAAUUAUUUAGAAACGUCCUGUAUUUUCUUGUGCUGUGUUGUGCUGUCGGCCCUGAUACCCACAGAUGGUUUAACCCUGGCCAUGAUAUAUCUGAUCCUGAAAAUAUAAUGUAAAGCUGUUGAUAAAUAUAUACAUAACCUUUAAACUCCUGGUACUCAAUCAUACAGUUUUGAUAUGGAUUCAAGUGUGUGCCUGCAUGGACGUAUUGCUAUAGCCCGUACUAAUGCUAUGAAUAUAUUAUGACCAAAUAGGUGUGUCAUGGGAGAUUACCCUAGGAAUUAAUGACCAUUAGCUGAGCGUAACGUUACCGGCCUUUGAGAAGCAGUGAACCAUGUUUUGCCAGAUGUCAUCAGUGUUGCACAAGUGACCCUGUUGAAUGUUGAAAGGUAAGCCGUGAGCCCUGUUGCCUCGACAAUGAUGAAUGGCACGGAGUAUGACGCCGACCCCGCUGCCCAGUUGUUUGAUCAGUUCAUCAGCGCCGUCACAUGCAAGAGCAUUCUGGGAACCUUCCACGACCUCUGUGACAGCCUUGGCCUCACCAACACUGACCAUCGCAACUUCUACAAACAGCUAAAAUCCAAUCUGACGUCAUGGAAGGCCAAAUCAUUAUGGACAAAAUUGGACAAGCGGGCAUCACAUCGCGACUAUCGCAAGAUGGAGGCAUGUCCAAAUACAAAGGUGCUGAUUAUUGGUGCUGGCCCGUGCGGGAUGCGCAUGGCCAUCGAAGUGGCGCUGAUGGGAGGGAAGGCCGUUGUGGUAGAGAAGAGAGACCGGUUCUCUCGGAAUAAUGUCCUUCACCUUUGGAACUACCUCAUCUCUGAUCUGAAGAACCUUGGUGCAAAGAAAUUCUUUGGCAAAUUUUGUGCUGGUUCCAUUGAACACAUCAGUAUCCGCCAGUUGCAGUGUAUCCUCAUGAAGGUGGCGCUACUGUUGGGUGUGGAGGUCCAUGUCAACGUAGCGUUUGAGGAACUCAUCGAACCGCCAGAAGAUCAGUCAAGUCCGAUGGGAUGGCGCUGCCGUGUGACCCCUAGCAACCACCCGGUGUCGGAAUACCAGUUUGAUGUCCUCAUUGGCGCCGAUGGCAAGAGAAACACAGUGCCAGGUUUCAAGAGGAAAGAGUUUCGUGGAAAGCUGGCUAUAGCCAUCACCGCCAACUUCAUCAACCGCAACUCGAAUGCGGAGGCACGGGUGGAGGAGAUCAGUGGCGUGGCGUUCAUCUUCAACCAAAAGUUCUUCCUGGACCUGAAGGAGAAGACCUCCAUCGACCUGGAGAACAUCGUGUACUACAAGGACGAGACCCACUACUUUGUGAUGACGGCCAAGAAGGCCAGUCUGCUGGAGAAGGGCGUGCUCAAAGAGGACUACAAUGACACUGUGCAGCUCCUGUCCCGAGAGAACGUAGACCAGGAUGCAUUGCUGACCUAUGCAAAAGAGGCGGCUGACUUCUCCACCAAUCACCAGCUUCCAUGUCUGGACUACGCUGUCAAUCACUACGGCCAGGCCGAUAUAGCCAUGUUUGACUUCACGUCCAUGUUUGCGGCAGAAAAUGCCUGUCGAGCCCUGGAGAGGCAUGGUCACAAACUUGCGAUCGCAAUUGUCGGGGACAGCUUACUGGAGCCCUUCUGGCCGACUGGGUCUGGAUGUGCAAGGGGCUUCCUUGGUGUGUUUGACGCAGCCUGGAUGAUCAAGAGCUGGGCGUCAGGCAAGAUGUCCCCCAUUGAGGUGAUCGCAGAGAGGGAGAGUAUCUACCAGCUCCUGUCACAGACCACGCCCGAGAAUCUCCACAAGAACCAUGGCCAGUACUCUAUCGAUCCAAACACAAGGUACCCCAACCUGAACCUGAAGAACCGCCUGAAACUGGCCCAGGUGAAGCACCUGUACGACGGCCCUCUUGACAAUCUCCUCAUAGAGGAGGCAGUGGAUGAUGCUGGGCCUGCCAAGCGGUCGCGCAUCUGUGGCACAACCGUCAACAAUGAUCUGAUAGACAGCUAUUCUCUCCUGCGAUGGUGUCAGCGGGUACUCAACACGGGCAGGUUCCGCAACGUUCACGUGGUGGACUUUGCUGGAUCGUGGAGGAACGGCCUUGCAUUCUGUGCCUUAAUACAUGCCUUCAGGCCGACACUGCUGGACUUCAAUCUCUUGAUGGAGAGUGACGUGGCCAAGAACAAUCAACUGGCCUUUGAUGUAGCUGAGAAGGAUCUUGGCGUGCCCCCGGUGAUGACUGGCGAGGACAUGGCCAAGUCCCAAAUCCCUGACAAGCUGACACUGGUGUCCUACAUCUCACAGCUCUACGCCAUCUUCCGCAAGGAGCCAUUGCCCACAGUGACGGUGCAGGUCCAGCGUCGCCACCAUCCAGAGCCAUCACCGAAGAGCCUGCGUUCUCCGAGUCGCAAGAUCUCCCUGCUGCAUCGGCUGUCCAACCGUUUCUCCAAGACCAAGAGGGUCAGUGCCGCCACCCCGGGGAAACUGAAAAAAGAGGUCUGUGAUGCUGUGGACAACAAAAUGUUUGGCAAGUCUGGCCAGAACAUGGACAUUAUGGACCGAGAGAGAAGUGUGGAGCUCACCAAGUACAGCAAGCUGCCGAUGGAGGAGAUCGCCAACAAGCUGUUCGUGGACAAGAAGCCAGAGGAUCUGCCCAAGGGCAAGGACAACGUACAGAGCGGUGUCAGCGUGACUGCCAUGGCCGAAAUCCUCGCGUCCAAGUUCAGGGGGGAAGAACCUGCAGCGCAAAAGAAAAUGAAGACACCUGGUGUGCUGGUAGCGGCCAAGCCGGAGAGUGAGUUCUGUGUGUUCUGUCUCAAGCGGGUGUAUAUCAUGGAGAGGAUGAGUGCGGAGGGUGUUUUCUUCCACCGUGGCUGUCUGCGCUGUGACUACUGCAACACCAACCUCCGCCUCAACAACUACUCCUGCGAGAGGGAGAUGGAUGGAGAAGUGAAGUUCUACUGUUACCGCCAUGCCAAUGCUGACCAGAGAAUACGCUUGAAGAGAAAGAGAAUCAUAUAUGACGAUGAUGGUUCGAAGGAGAACAUUCCCACCGUAGUCACCAUGUCCAUGUCCAAGACCGGCAAGGACAACAUCAUCCUCCCGCCACAGAAGAAAGAAGAAACACCGAAGAAGGGAUCAGCCCUCAGCCCACUGAUGGUGCCUGAAGACCCGUACGAGAAGGCGAAGAAGACGCCGGAGCGUGUUGAGUUUGAGAACACCUUCGAGGGUCUGGAGGAGGAGUCGGAGGAGGAACAGUUCGAGCACAACCUCCGCGCGUCGUUCUCCUCGGACAAGCUGCUCGACGGGGAGGAGGACUAUGACGAGAGCGACACCGACUCGGAAAGUGAUUACCUAGAUGACCAACAAAUGGCUCAUAUUUUGUCUCAAUGGUCUGGAGCCGAGGAUGAGGUGUUGGUGGAUCAGAACGACAGUGACAUCAGCAAGUCCAUGACGUGGGAGGAGGCGUGCCAGCUGGCUGAGAACUGGAACAAACGCCACUCGCGUGAAAACCUGGCAUCUGCCGGCGCGGACGAGGGGGAGGAAGGGGGAGCGGCGUACUCGCGACUGGUAGACGAGGGGGAAGAAGAGGAGGAGGAAGAGGAUAGCACCGAGGUGGAAGUGUCCGAGUAUGAGACAGAGGAGGAGACAACCGAUGUUGAAACUGAAGAGGAGAAUACAGAGAGCAGGGAGGAGUCUGCCCCCAGGAGUGAGAACACUCGCAGCGAUGGAACAUUCCAACACACCACGGAGUCAGUCUCCCCUCUCAAGUCCCCCUCUGUGUCAGCAGUGGUGUCAGCAAGGGCCAACUUCUUCGCCACACCCCCGGAGCCAGUGAGGAUCGAUGCUGUGAGGGCCCUGGGCCUCACUGAGCAGCAGAAGGCACAAGUGUCCCUGGAGGAAGAGCCUUCAGACAGAACACAGACAGACAAGACGGACAAUCAGGUAUCUGAGAUAUCUGAGUUUGAACAAAACCCUGAACAAGGUGGAGAAGAUGCUGGCACAGAUGAGGACGUGCUGGAUGUGGAUAUUGAGGAUGAAGAUGAGGAGGAAGCCAAGUUGGGCAGUGCAAUGUCAAAUGAUGAGGGGGAGGAGGCAGACGGGGAGGAGGAGAUGGAGACGGAGUCCGAGGGGGAGGGGGACCGGGGCCAGAAGGAGGCGGACCUGGACAAGACUGCUGUAAGCAGGGCCAUGGAACAGCUUCUCAAGGACAUGGACAAUCGGGGCUCAGUUGAUUCUGAACAGGGGGAGGGAAGGGUGGUGUUGACAGAUUCGGGAGAGGAGGAAGAGGAGGUGUUUGGGGAAGGAGAGAGAGAUGGUGAGAUCGGAGAGGACACUGAGAUGGCUGUGUUGAGGAGUGUCCGGGAUAUGGAUGACACUGGGGGUGAGGGGGAGGACGGAGGGACUCUUCAGCAGGUCCUGCAGGAGGUGCUGGACAUGGACGAGAAGAAAGAAGAUGUUCACCUACGAAACAUCGAUGAUUCAUUUGUGACUCGACGGAGGAAGAAGAAGCUGUCAGGAAAAUCUUACAAUCCACCUGGACAUGUGUCCGACUCAGACACUAGUUUUACAAUUUCUACUCCUUCACAGAACUCUUCCACCAGCUCUUUAAACGAUGAGUUUGAGAAUAACAAACACUACUUAGGUGAUGACGAUGACUUGAAGCCGGAUGCUGACAUGUUGAGAGACUAUACAGUCACACUGAGCACAGCACUGGAUGAGAGUUACUCAGAAUCAGAGAUGCCAUUACAGAACCAGCCUGAGGAAGAGGAACUGAACAAGACAAUACAAGGAGAUAAAACCCUCAACGACUCGACCAGGUCGGGAAACGACAGCGUAUACCUCACCCCGACUGUAGGUGCCAGUAAUGAAGAGCAGGCUCCGUCCUCGGGGUCUGAUGUGUUCCUGACUCCGGAAGUUACCGACACUAAGCCAGACGUACUGGAGACUCCUAAGGCUCCCUCUCAGACUGAUAAACUCUCUCCAAAGAAACUCAUUAAGAUUUCAACACCAACUCCAAAGAAAGCUGUCUCUCCAACUCUUGUGAAGAAAAGUGUCUCCAAACCUAACAAUAAGACUUCUCCGCCAACUAAGAGUAAAAGAAUCAUUCUGUCGCCUGUGAAGAUCACAACAGAACCAGAACCGAAGGGAAGGGCACUGCCAAAGCCAGCUCCUCGGAAAUCUGAUUCAAAACUCACUUCAAAGGUUAAGACUGAUACUAAGCCCAUUCCUAAAAUAUCCACAUCAAAAACUGAUACCAAACUGAGCCCAAGGACUUCUGCCGGGAAAACAGAAUCUAAAAUCAGUCCCAAACCAGCUCCUCGUAAACUACCCAUUCCUCCGAAUGUCAAAGGUCAAAGUUCUUCACCUCGUUCUCCAGCGACUAAAGCUCGGGCUAAUACAUCAACCACGUCGGACUCUUCCCCGUCAUUCAGCCGACCAACAGCGUCCUCCAGAGCCAAGAAAUGGAGUGACACCGACAGCCGAGAGGGCAGCACUUCACCCGGGUCAUCACAAGCCAAGACUCCACGGCAGAACAAAACUAAAAUAUCCGUGGACAGGAACGUACUUCUGUCAGACUCGUCCUCUGAGAUCCUCACAUCGGAUGGAACUGAGGGCACAAAGAAGAAGAUUCCUCUUGACAAGAGCUUGGUGAAAAGCGACAACCUUGCCCAAAAGAGCUUUGAUGAAGGGAUUGAAGAUAUUCCUUUUGCGGAUGAGAGUGAGUUAGAUGAGAGAUUCUACACUCCAGCCACAUCCGUUAAGGCCCGAGUCCUGCCUGUUCCAAAAGAGGACACAAAUGUCCGUAAACGCCUCCUCCCAUCACCACCAAAGAACAGCGGAGGUGUUCCUCCUGCCAACCAGAUCCUCGAGAUUCAGAAGGCGCAGAAGGAGAGGAAUAAAAUCAAGAUCAGAGAAGCCCCUCAGAAGAAGGAGGAUGAAGGUAGUGGCGGGCUUCAGUGUGUUAAUAAGACCUUUCAGAAUCCUGUUGUUCCUCGUCAGGGAAAGAAGUCUGAGAACUCUGAGCGUGACCGACGGAGCACGUCCUACUCCUCAAUGGAUCCCAGUACGAGUGACAUGGUGACGGACAGUGACGACAGCCGUCUGUAUGGUUUACACACACCAACAUCUAGUGCUCCUGAAUCGGAGAACUCAUUGCUGGGUAGUAAAGGCAAGAAGAAGAAGAAAGGUGCUGAUAAAACAUUCAUCGAUAAGGAAAAGAAACGCAAAUCUCUGUUGUCUAAGCUAUUGCCAAUUAAGUCUCCAGAGAAGACGUUGAAAGACAGGUCGAGCACACCCAACCUCUCGGACUCCAGUAGCAGUGCGACAAAGAAGAAAAAGACACCGAAGUCGGACAAGAAGAAGCGGACCAAGACGAAGGACAUCGCAGAUUCGAGUCUCAGUGACAAUUUGAAGGACCUGCGGAUUGGUUCUGUGUUCACCACGGACCUGUCCAAACUGCCUGGCAACAGGCACCACAUGGGCUCCACACUACCUAUAGCUCCCAAGGCAGAGGUGGAUGAGUUCUCAGACUCGGGUGAGAGCAUGAUGUCAACCAGCACGCUACAUGGCAGGAAGAGUUUCAACUUAACAGACAAACCAGAUGACAAAGUUUCCCGUCGCAUCCAGAAAGCAGCUGUGAAGCAGCACAAACAGGCGGAACAGAAGCGGCUUCGUAUGGCGCAGGAGAUUCAGCGGAAGCUGGAGGAAGUCGAUGUCAAACAACGGGAACUUGAACAACGCGGCAUUAUUGUGGAGAAGGCAUUACGAGGGGAGGGACCAGACGCAGACAAGGAGGAGGCCGGGCUGAUGCAGGAAUGGUUUAACCUGGUUCACGACAAGAACAGCCUGGUCCGAUACGAGUCCGAACUCAUGGUGCGGGCCAAAGAGCUGGAACUGGAGGACCGCCAGGCGCGUCUGGAGAACCAGCUCCGGGAGAGGAUGAACUCAGGAGAUCUGGACAAGUCUGAUGCAGAGAUCAUUGAUGAGAAGAACAUCCUUGACGAGCUGCUGGAAGUGGUGGAGCAGCGAGACAGCCUGGUGGCCAUGUUGGAGGAAGACAGGCUCAGAGAGCAAGAAGAAGACAAAGACCUAGAGGAAGUAAUGUUGAAGAAGGGCUUCGCGUUGUCCCCCAUCUGUGUGCCGGAGAGUGAGAAGUUGGAAGUCUCCUGAUCCACGUUAUAGCUCCCUAUAGCCUGCCUCAAGUCCCACAGGGCAACCCAGCCAGUUGUACUCAUAACUCAUUGAAGUCCUCCUAGUUCAGUAGAACACUACAAUACAACCCACAGUUGUUGUACUCAUGGCACGACUCAGUGCUUAACUCCUGAUGCCAGACUGGCAUUACAAACGUAGUCUGGAGAGCCGCUUGCUUUACAAACGAUAGUGGUCAGGAGAGCCGCUUGCUUUACAAACGAUAGUGGUGCUGUAUGGACGCUUGUGUAGAUGUUCAAGCAGCGAUCUAUAAGCAACGCCGUCAUCGAUGCAUUUAUCUUCUAUAUGCAGUUGUACCACUAGACUAGCUGUCCUCACUCCAGGACUGAUGUGAGGUGUUUUCUACCUACAUGUGAUAUUGCUGUUUAUCCCCCGAUUCCUUGUAUCAUAUGUGGAUCAUGCAUUCCCCGUGUUCAGGUGGUGACGAAAGGGUUAAUUAUUGUAAUUAUUGUAUUUUGUUACCAUGGUAACAUGCAUUGUUAGAACCCCUUGCUUCAGCAUUAGCAUGUGUGUUUAAAGUUAGAUGUGUCAAUAAUCACAUGCCGUUAUGAAGCAACAGUCAGCAUGAAUCUCUUGUAAGCCGACACUGAACUCCAGCAUCGUGUGUGUCCAGCUAGAUCCAUCAUUACCAAUGUGAAACACAGGUCUCUAUACCACGAAUCUCUUGUGCGGUAUACAUCUGGGCUAUUGCCCCAGACUUAAAUGUUUGAGUUGUCAUGGGUGUGUCAACACACUCUCUCCAUGUUGUUAGGAACUUAGGAACGUAUUUCUUUGCCGAUCUCCCUGAGAUUGGUAACCUAACAGUGAUUUAGCUACAUCAACACUGCUCUAAAUAGCCUGACUGUACUGCCUGUAUCAACACAAGUUCCUCAUGUUAAUGUUGUCUUCAACACAUCAAUUAUUACUGAUUCUUGUACCGACACUAGGCUCUACCAGGUUCCACAAGACACAAGAUUGAUGCUGAACCCUGAGCAGCUGUUGAAGCAGAAGAAAGAUUGUCUACCGCUGGGAUAUGGAAGCACCUUUUUUUGCCCUGAACUUGUACAAGAUUUAUUUUGGGGUACACGAACCAUUGUUCACAUUGUUCACAUUAACAGAGCUACAGAUAAUCUGCGUAUCUGCGUAUCUGCGUAUCUGCGUAAAAUACCCCCCCAAAAUGUUCAAAACCCAAUUACUUUCAAUCAACUUUUGUACAGAAACGCAUGCAUUAAAUGAAAAACUCAAAUGUAUAAAAACACCAUGUGUAAAUACCCGAUAAAGCUUUUUCAACAUGUGUACAACCGGGCUAAUUUAUUUUCCGAGUCAAGCCUAUAAAGUUAGAACUGUUAUAUACAUCUAAAACAUUAUUAUUAUUUUUUUUAAUCAUAAAAUAUUUACUUAUUUUGGGAAAAAACAAAUAGAGUGAUGAAUAGAUGAGGGAAAAAAUCAUGGUUACCCAAUGAAAAAUGUAAUAACCAAAUUAAAAUAGAAACCUUUGAGUAAAAAACUCAAUUGCUCAGAAAGUUAUCAGGAGCUCUGCAUUAAUAUGAGGAAGUAAAAGCAUGUGUACUGUUCAUGUUUCUGCUAUGAAGACCCACUGCGCUAUACAGCUUGUAUGUAGCCUGGCUGUGGUCCACCAUGUAUAUCCCUGAGGCAUUCUUGUUACUUACAGCAUGUGUACUGUUCAUGUUUCUGCUAUGAAGACCCACUGCGCUAUACAGCUUGUACGUAGCCUGGCUGUGGUCCACCAUGUCUAUCCCUGAGGCAUUCUUGUUACUUACAGCAUGUGUACUGUUCAUGUUUCUGCUAUGAAGACCCACUGCGCUAUACAGCUUGGACGUAGCCUGGCUGUGGUCCACCAUGUCUAUCCCUGAGGCAUUCUUGUUACUUACAGCAUGUGUACUGUUCAUGUUUCUGCUAUGAAGACCCUCUACGCUAUACAGCUUGGACGUAGCCUGGCUGUGGUCCACCAUGUAUAUCCCUGAGGCAUUCUUGUUCCUUACAGCAUGAUGUAACACAGAUCAGAAGAUUGGAGAACAGGAAUAUUGACAGGAAGGUCUCCUUGCCCUGUAAAAUUAUCUUCAGUGGACUGUUGCUUGUAUGCAGGUGCUCCGCCCGGCCCCACCCCACGCUGGGGGCUGGCAGGCUGGUCUCUCAUAUGGCUUCAGCAUUUUUUGAUGAACUUGCACAAGAGACCUUCUGUUUGCUAAAUGGAACUUGUUUCUUUUCUCAGCAUUAAACUGAAUACCGUGAGGAUGAAUCUCAGAUUGUGUCAUGUAAAUGACAUGUGAGUUCCUAUGUGAUGACCACUCUUGAAGUUUGCUGACAUUGCACAUUGUCGAUGUGGGUGAAGUUUACUUUGCACAUGGCAUGUUAAUUUGGAUUUGAUAGAUAUUUGAAAUACAUGUAAACUCUAUCUGUGUCAGUUGUAGCUGGAGUAUGAUGACUGGUUGUAGUAUUUCAUAUUGGUUGUUCCCUUGCUCAUCUGAGAUGACAGCUGUUUAACUUUAAGUUAACACCAAAGAUAUUUCCUAUCGCAUCAUUGACCUCAAUCUCAUAUCAUUUUAGUAUUUAAAGUUUUAACAGCAGAAUUUUUAAUUUAUGUGCAUAAAGGAUUUAUUUACAAGUAGAUCACAUACAUGCUUCAAUGUCACAUGAAGUGCAUCGAUGUGUAUUUAUUCACACAUGUAUUCAAGAUGUCCAUCAACUGUAACCAUGGUAACUGGUCUGGUCACAACUUCAUCCAACCAGGACCACUCAUGUCACACUAAUUACACACUUGAUUUAUUCAGCAACUUAGAAAAGUAUUCAAGUAAAAGAACCAAUGUUAAGAACAAAGAAUGUGUAUUCUAGAUAUUGUCAAGACCAAUUGUUGGCCCUGUUGAUUGUGUGUCUGUGCCGAUGGAGUGUGUGUGUCCUAUGGUGUGGCCCUGUGACUGGUGCUACUAUCUCCACACCUCACGCUGCGUGUGCAACGUUAUUAUCACCAUCUUGGCGAGGCAAGGGCGUUAACUGACUGUAAAAGUCCUGUUUCCACCCUUGCUGAACUAGGCUGGAAUUUCUGUACUCAAUCGGAGCACCACCAGUGGCUGUUACGAGUUAUGUUCCUUCUAUGUCCUUCCUCUUGACAAAUCAGAUUCCACCUCUCACAUCACUUUUAUUUGCUUUAAACAAAAUGGUGGCGCCCAGGUAAGACGAUCUGAUCGAUAAUCAAAAUGUAUGUUGUGAUAAAAUUUGUCUUUCUUCCCAAAGUGCAACAUGAAAAGAUUUGGAAAAUACCUGUUGAUGCCGAAUUGGCAGUACACAUGCUUUGCAAAUCCUGCAAGGGACCAAAUUCUGUAUGACAGUUUACUAACCGGAUGUUGACUUCGUAACGCAAUUUUGAUUGGACAUAGACUCGUUAGUCCAGACAAAAUAAGACUCCAUAAUUGCAGCCUAGUUCAGCAAGGGUGGAAACUGGACUUUUGGUAUUUGACAUUGUGUACAUUGAUGUGGCCCCACUCUAUAGAAGUUGACAGUGGUUCAUCGUUGCCAUCACCUGUGUUUGUAGGUUGACACUGUGUACAUCGUUGCCAUCACCUGUGUUUGUAGGUUGACACUGUGUACAUCGUUGCCAUCACCUGUGUUUGUAGAUUGACACUGUGUACAUCGUUGCCAUCACCUGUGUUUGUAGAUUGACACUAUGUACAUCGUUGCCAUCACCUGUGUUUGUAGGUUGACAGUGUGUACAUCGAUGCCAUCACCUGUGUUUGUAGGUUGACACUGUGUACAUCGUUGCCAUCACCUGUGUUUGUAGAUUGACACUGUGUACAUCGUUGCCAUCACCUGUGUUUGUAGAUUGACACUAUGUACAUCGUUGCCAUCACCUGUGUUUGUAGAUUGACACUAUGUACAUCGUUGCCAUCACCUGUGUUUGUAGAUUGACACUAUGUACAUCGUUGCCAUCACCUGUGUUUGUAGAUUGACACUAUGUAUGCCUCUAGCAAAAUUAAUGUUGUGCUGUCCCUUUUUUUCUGAGGAAUUUCACAUGCAAUUUCUGUGAUGCAAAGCUUCAAUGAUAUUAGGUCAUCCCUGUAAAUGUACUGUUAUAUGAACUGGUUCAGACUAACAGCCAAUGGUUCCUUUUGAACAUGUUACUUUGUGGUUAUUUUUUAAGGGUAUUUAUCUCAUAUGUUUGGUUGUAUUUCAGAAUAUUAUUUUGAGCGAGACUCCGAGGUACGAGAGCCUCAAUGCUUGUUGUGUGUAUAAACCUGUGUACAUAUACGUCCCGGACUGCGUCCACUCGUGUAUAGCCUGCUUCCUUGUUCAGUGUAUAUAUACAAGCAUAUUGUUGUCAGCUAUUAUUUAUGUUGUUGUUGAAAGAAUCAAGAUUCCUGUCCAUUUGUCUGUCCAUAUUACAGUGUCCCACUACCGUGGUUACAUAGAUCUCAUGUCAGCACAAUCAUUAAUCCAGCUGCUGCUUCACGCGACUCCAGUCUGUCCCUCCCAUGCUAUUCUCUACACGUCCACCUCUUCUCAUCACGUGAGGGGCGGUCGGGUAGCCUAGUGGUUAAAGCGUUUGCUCGUCACGCCGAAGACCCGGGUUCGAUUCCCGACAUGGGUUCAAUGUGUGAAGCCCAUUUCUGGUGUCCCCUGCCGUGAUAUUGCUGGAAUAUUGCUAAAAGCGGCGUAAAGCCAUACUCACUCACUCACUCACUCAUCACGUGACUCGAGUCUGUCCCUGCCAUGCUAUUCUCUACACGUCCACCUCUUCUCAUCACGUGACUCCAGUCUGUCCCUGCCAUGCUAUUCUCUACACGUCCACCUCUUCUCAUCACGUGACUCGAGUCUGUCCCUGCCAUGCUAUUCUCUACACGUCCACCUCUUCUCAUCACGUGACUCCAGUCUGUCCCUGCCAUGCUAUUCUCUACACGUCCACCUCUUCUCAUCACGUGACUCCAGUCUGUCCCUGCCAUGCUAUUCUCUACACGUCCACCUCUUCUCAUCACGUGACUCCAGUCUGUCCUUGCCAUGCUAUUCUCUACACGUCCACCUCUUCUCAUCACGUGACUCCAGUCUGUCCCUGCCAUGCUAUUCUCUACACGUCCACCUCUUCUCAUCACGUGACUCGAGUCUGUCCCUCCCAUGCUAUUCUCUACACGUCCACCUCUUCUCAUCACGUGACUCCAGUCUGUCCCUGCCAUGCUAUUCUCUACACGUCCACCUCUUCUCAUCACGUGACUCCAGUCUGUCCCUGCCAUGCUAUUCUCUACACGUCCACCUCUUCUUAUCACGUGACUCUAGUCUGUCCCUGCCAUGCUAUUCUCUACAUGUCCACCUCUUCUCAUCAUGUGACUCGAGUCUGUCCCUGCCAUGCUAUUCUCUACACGUCCACCUCUUCUCAUCAUGGGACUCGAGUCUGUCCCUGCCAUGCUAUUCUCUACACGUCCACCUCUUCUCAUCACGUGACUCCAGUCUGUCCCUGCCAUGCUAUUCUCUACACGUCCACCUCUUCUCAUCACGUGACUCGAGUCUGUCCCUGCCAUGCUAUUCUCUACACGUCCACCUCUUCUCAUCACGUGACUCCAGUCUGUCCCUGCCAUGCUAUUCUCUACACGUCCACCUCUUCUCAUCAUGGGACUCGAGUCUGUCCCUGCCAUGCUAUUCUCUACACGUCCACCUCUUCUCAUCACGUGACUCCAGUCUGUCCCUGCCAUGCUAUUCUCUACACGUCCACCUCUUCUCAUCACUUGACUCGAGUCUGUCAUUGUGCUGCUGGUGUCUGCGAGUCUCUCUCACAAACCUAGCCACCUAGGACCAAUGCACUGAUGACCAGUAAACUGCUCAACCUCCUAUGCUUUACCGCUUUCUAAGUGCAUCAAUCUCUUUUAACUAACUCUCAGGCUCAUGCUUUAAACAUUUGCCAUGAUCUAUGUGCAAUUCAUGAAACACUCACUUGUUGUCCCGCGCUGCAUGAAGUGGUGUCAAAACGUUCUUUUUGUCACUAAGCACAUUCAUCCAUCCUUAAGGUUCUUCCUAGUUACAUUCAGUGUGAACAAAUGAUAGGCAUCUUCCAUAAGAUCUUGGUAAGGAUAUGGCAUUAAUUCCAUGUUCAUCAAUUUAUGUUGGUAUCACUUCUUUUUUAUCAAUGUAAUAUGGCCAGUAUUUGUGAAGAACUGAAUUAGUUCUAUUGUAAUUAUAUUACCACUUCUUACCACUUUGUAGAAAUGUAAACAUACACAUCGAUAUUUAUGUGUUAUUUUCAGGUUUCAAAAUAAUUGUUAUUUGCAUCAAAUUCUCAAUGUCCAAGAUGCUUGAAAUGAGUAACAGAUCCCAUACAGGUUGAGUGAGAGUUGUCUCCCCUUUGAUCUACAGGCCGCAUUAUGACUGGUCCUGCUAGUCUGUUCUGUGUGUGUGUGAUGUGUCUGUAGAUACUCCAGCCAGUGAUGUCACAAGGAAGAUAUUGACAAGUAUUCACUGGUCAUGCAGGAACUCACAUUGAGCUCACGUAAAGAGAGGAUAUAUGUUUUGUUUGUGUUUUGUCAACCACUUUGUUACGUGAUACAAUGUAAUUGAGCGACUUCCCUUCGAAGGUCUACUGUCUCUGUAAGUUACUCCUAUGUUAAGCUGUAGUUAGAAAGUGAAAGCAAUAAUUGUAUUAUUACUGAUGUGAGUGAAUGUUGUUUUGUUGUAUCACGACAAGUGUUAUCCGGGCAAACAAAUCAUGUGUCAGUCCUCCGCCACAUGUUGUGAUGGGAUUUCCCGUAUUCUGCUUCUGUGGCGACUUGUGCACUGAGUGCAACAUACACCAUGUGUGCUGGGCUCCUCAUAUGCACUUACAUGCAUUGUCACUGCACUCCCUGAUGACGUAGUCCACACCGGAAACGUCAUGGGUGUCCUGUUACUAAGUAAGCUAGCUGAAGGUUGCACAGUGUCAUGUUGUUGCUGCCAUCGUGUCAUGUCAUGCUGGUUGCUACCCUCGUGUCGUGUCAUGCUGGUUACUGCCAUCGUGUCGUGUCGUGUCAUGCUGGUUGCUACCCUUGUGUCAUGUCAUGCUGGUUGCUGCCAUCGUGUCGUGUCAUGCUGGUUGCUACCCUCGUGUCAUGUCAUGGUGGUUGCUGCCAUCGUGUCGUGUCAUGCUGGUUGCUGCACAAGACCCUGUGUGUUGAUUAAGGGGAACAUUUGUGUUCGUAAACUAUGCCAGAACAAGUAGUGUGAUCAAAUCCCAGAUUUUCCCCAAAUAUAAUCCUUGAUUCUGACCGCCACACCAAUACUCCAUGUUUCCUCCAAAUUGGGCUGUUGGCCCACAUAAGCUGACACACCAUUUGGAUGUUCCAAGCUGCAUUAAGCCCAACUCAUUUGCCAGAUGUCAACAGUCUUUAUGUGGGAUGUCAGUUUAUUAUUAGAACUAAUAUAUUGUUAACAUUUUUCACUCCUUGAAUAAGAACGCUUUUUCUGUUCCGUUGACAUGAUACAGCUGUGAAUGUGGUUCUCACCCUAAUUGGCUGCACUGACGUCAGUUUAGAUGAAUACAGCGAGGAAAUGUGUUGUGCAAGAUGGCCAUUGGUCCUGCGAACAGUGGUUGAAUUGCACACCGCAGUCUGUCAUUGAUCAACUGUUGGUUGACUGGUUGAAUUGUACACUGCAGUCUGUCAUUGAUCAACUAUUGGUUGAAUUGCACACUGCAGUCUGUCAUUGAUCAACUGUUGGUUGAAUUGUACACUGCAGUCUGUCAUUGAUCAGCUAUUGGUUGAAUUGCACACUGCAGUCUGUCAUUGAUCAACUAUUGGUUGACAGUGGUUGAAUUGUACACUGCUCUUGGUGAGAGAGUGGUUGUACCGUGUUUUGUUGGUGAUUGUGGAGUGUGGCUGGCUUUGUUGUUGGGUUUUCUCCAGCCAGUAGCAGCGCUGUUCAUGUAGGGCACCAUGUUGUUGAGUUGUUCAUGUUUUCAGUGUUCUGAAGUUGAUAAAAGUUGUUAAUAUUCUCAAAUAUUUUAUUAAUACCAAAUCCUAAGCCUACUUUGUUUAGAAUACUAUCAGAUAUAUUUCUGACAGUGGCUAGUAAUGGACAUGUACACCAGCAGCAAUAGGGAUAUUUUUGUAUAUUAACUUUUGUAAAAUAUUGGCAGUGUUCAUGUCAUAUCAUUUUGAGCAAGUGUUCACUCAUAGUUGGUUGCUUAAUAGCCUGCAGACAUGAACCUCCUUUCUUUGACAAUGAGUUCUUCCCAGAACAAUCUGCCAGCAUUAUUGUAGAGCUUUGUUGUUGGUAGUGGGGUAAUUAUUACCUAUUGUUUUGAGACAUAUACAAGCUUUGUAUCCAAUAGAUAGAUGUUUAGUCUGAAGUCUAGCUAUAUGUUUGUAUAGCACCUAGACAUUGGUUCUGGAUGGUAAUGUAUUGUUGAAAGUAGGAUCGAAUCAAAAAUGAAAAAGAUGUGUAAAUUAUCAACUGAAAUCGAUUCCAACACAUCCUCAGCAAUGACAUACGUAACAAAUAGAACCUCCCUUAGUCAUUUUUCAGUUUACGCCAUUUCUAUUCAUUCAUAUUUAUUUUGAAAACAUGAAGAUCAACCCAGUACCUUCAUGUCUCCCUGAGACAGUGUUGUCCGCGUUGGACUGCAAACAUCUACCUGGACUUCAGCCAGUGUGAGUACUGUAGGAUAAUGUGUGUCAAGUUUUGUACAGGUCUUCACAACAAGGCGCCAUAUAACCAUUUGCCUGCAUAUCACCCUUGAGAUUAAUUGUUUCUAGUCAUUUGCCCUGCUUUGCCUCUUGCUGAGCAGCAGUAACUUAGCAUUGCUGUGGCCUUGACCUACAGGUGUUAGUAACCUAGAAACGCUGUGGCUUUGACCUACAGGUGUUAGUUACCAAGCAAUGCUAUGGCCUUGACCUACAGCUAUCAGUAACCUAGCAACGCCAUGGCCUUGACCCACAGCUGUCAGUGUUGCUCUUUGUGGGAUAUGACUGUUCUCUGCUUCAUGGCUGGUGUCAUUUGACUAAAAUUAUUUUGUUUCUUUGUUUGGAUAAUGUGAGGCUGGGUGAUGACCAAGGAGAUAUUGGACUGCUUCUCUGCAGGUCACAGUAUUGGGACACUAGUAUCUCUUACCAAAGUGGGGCGGUCGGGUAGCCUAGUGGUUAAAGCGUUCACUCGCCACGCCGAAGACCCGGGUUCGAUUCCUGACAUGGGUACAAUGUGUGAAGCCCAUUUCAGGUGUCCCCCACCGUGAUAUUGCUGGAAAUAUUGCUAAAAGCGGCGUAAAACCAUACUCACUCACUCACUCUUACCAAAGUAGGGUUUUGGAUACAAACAGUAACAAUUAUACAUUCUCAAUAAGACUCAAUAAGAAAAGAAAAUUCACGCCAGAACUAACUGAAAGGACUGAUAAGCAAGAACAGUUAUAAACCUUGACUGUGAUAAGAUAACUCUAUACAUAUAAUGAUGGGUAUGUACAUUCUUCACAUUUCUUGUACAAAGCUGAGUUUGAGUUCAAAACAAUUUCUUGAAAAUUCAAGAAAAUAAUUAUCGUGUUUCCUGUCAUAUUUUUUUCCCAUGAUAAUGAAGCCGUGGCUGGUGCAUUGUAAAACAUUUCCUUUUUCAAGUGAAUAGCAGAAUUAUUUACACAUUACAUCGUAAUAUUUGAUACAUUAAGUGAAUGUUCUCCAUCCUCCGUCAUACAUGUGCUCAGUACCUCAGAUUGUCAAUUGUCCAGUCUCCAAGUUUACAUCAUUUCCUGCCUGUUUAAAUGUUGAAGAUGACACUGCCUCAAAGUGUACGGCAACAAUCUCAUUUUUAAACUGUUUUCUGUGUUUCUCACUGUCUGUGUGAAUUGUGAUUAUUUCGUGGGGUAAGUGGACGAGGUCAAGGAUAGCCUGUGUCCACGAGUACAUCGAGGAAACUCCAGCUCUUGCGGAAUAUAUCAAUAAAACUAAGUACUCA